Capsicum annuum is the source of this 928-nucleotide messenger RNA. Its product is annotated as NADH dehydrogenase [ubiquinone] iron-sulfur protein 8, mitochondrial. Gene Ontology annotation, cellular component: membrane. Gene Ontology annotation, biological process: mitochondrial electron transport, NADH to ubiquinone; mitochondrial respiratory chain complex I assembly. NCBI's taxonomy places the organism in Eukaryota, Viridiplantae, Streptophyta, Magnoliopsida, Solanales, Solanaceae. The record is from RefSeq and is a predicted model, not a curated record. Gene Ontology annotation, molecular function: 4 iron, 4 sulfur cluster binding; NADH dehydrogenase activity.
AUUUUGGCAGGACAAGCAUGGCAAGGGAAUCAUACAACUAGUGGAACUAUGCUUGGUACUCGAUCGUUUGCUACCAAGCAUUCGUUUUCAACCGACAAAGAUGAUGAAGAAAGAGAGCAGCUAGCAAAGGAGCUGUCAAAAGAUUGGAAUUCAGUCUUUGAGCGGAGCAUAAAUACUCUCUUUUUGACUGAAAUGGUUCGAGGUCUGAUGCUGACGCUCAAGUACUUCUUUGAAAAGAAAGUGACUAUUAACUAUCCCUUUGAGAAGGGGCCUUUAAGCCCUCGUUUUCGUGGAGAACACGCCCUUCGACGUUAUCCCACAGGAGAGGAAAGAUGCAUUGCAUGUAAACUUUGUGAAGCUAUUUGCCCUGCUCAAGCUAUCACAAUCGAGGCCGAAGAGCGAGAAGAUGGCAGUCGUCGAACAACUAGGUAUGAUAUCGAUAUGACAAAGUGCAUCUACUGUGGAUUCUGCCAAGAAGCCUGCCCUGUUGAUGCCAUUGUUGAGGGGCCCAACUUUGAGUUUGCAACUGAAACUCACGAGGAACUCCUUUACGACAAGGAGAAACUUCUUGAGAAUGGAGAUCGAUGGGAAACUGAGAUUGCAGAAAAUCUGAGAUCCGAAAGUCUCUAUCGCUGAGGUUUUUCGUUGAAUAUAAGCUGAAUUUUCUUAUAAAGUGAUCCACAAAAUAAAGGGGCUUGCUGAAUGCUCUUAUUUGUACUUUCCCUUGUUUAUUGAUUGUUGAGAUGGCUUUAUUUCGUAUAAAUUUUUGAAAGAACUAGAGCAGGAUCUUGAACUAGAUUUCUGAUAUGGCAAGCUGAAAUACCUGAAAAGGUAUCGUUCAUGGCCGGACACUAGUGGCUAUUAUGCACUCAAUUACUCCUUUCGUACUAAUGGGUUCUUAACGGAGGCGGCCUUUUUUACUUGCCAA